CACAGAGGCCCUGAUUACACCGCCUGCGUCGUGUUCGAGGGCUUCGGUGGACAAGCACACGUUGGCGCCAACACGCGUUCCGAGGAGCAUCGAGAUGCCCACUGAGGGGAGGGGGAUCUGGCGGGCCACGUGGGCUCAAGGAGGCCAAAGGCGCGCAGGCCCCGCCAGGGGCCCCCCACGAGCCCGCAGCAAGGGUGCGCCGCCGGGAGCGCGUCCCCCGGAGCGCCGAUGCCCGCGGGCCUCGCGGGCGCGGCGGAGCACCUGGAGCUCUUCUGCAGGCCGCCCGCCCCGCGCGCAGGCCGCCUCGCCGACCACCUCUCCGCGCUGGGCACAGCUGGCACUGGCGACAGGGGCCGCGCCCGCAGCUCCUUCCUCGGCGGCAUCACUGGCUGCGGCGUCGUGGGCGGAGUCGCCUCUGGCGGCGGCGCGCGCGGCCGCGCGACCUGCUUCCAAGACGGCCACGAAGGCAUGGGCGACGGCGGAGCGGGCGGACACCAGCAGCCAGCAGCGCCCGCAGGGCCACCGGCGCCGCCGGACCCCUCCAGGCAGCCAGAGCCCACAGUUGCCCCCGAGGCCUUCAGUUCGCAGAUGGCAACAGACACCGUCGCUGGAGGCCCAGGCAGACCCUCAAUGGGCAACCUCGCGUUGAAGGACCACGUCUUCGCUGCGUUCAUCACCAGCAUCUCCGUCCUCGCAGUCGGCGUUGGCAUCGGUUGGGAGUUUAUCGCUGGCUAUUGCAAGGGUGCCCUGGCUGGCUCGGACAAAACGCCCGACAGUGCGCGCAGCUCCCGGCGAUCUGCUGGGCGGCCGAUAGGCAGGUCAGGAGCAAGUGAGGGCACCAGCGUGAGUUUCUAGCUUCUGGACCCGCGCAUGCCCACGCAUACGCACUCGCCCGCGAGCUUCAGCCUGGGCUCUCGCCAGGAGGCUAGCUGGCCACGCAGGAGUUCCUCCGUGGACGUUCGGAGCAUCUAGUCCUGCGCGCACGUGGGAGUUUCAGCGACUGUGACCGGCUGAGCGCGACCAUGGCUAAAA
Prorocentrum cordatum is the source of this 1032-nucleotide messenger RNA. Lineage: Eukaryota; Dinophyceae; Prorocentrales; Prorocentraceae. The record is from the annotation of a GenBank genome assembly.